This is a messenger RNA of Diorhabda carinulata, 1796 nucleotides long. Its product is annotated as E3 ubiquitin-protein ligase RNF34. The record is from RefSeq and is a predicted model, not a curated record. The coding region runs from base 241 to 1188 and encodes 315 amino acids. Gene Ontology annotation, cellular component: plasma membrane; cytoplasm. Gene Ontology annotation, biological process: proteasome-mediated ubiquitin-dependent protein catabolic process; negative regulation of extrinsic apoptotic signaling pathway via death domain receptors; protein K48-linked ubiquitination. Gene Ontology annotation, molecular function: ubiquitin protein ligase activity. NCBI's taxonomy places the organism in Eukaryota, Metazoa, Arthropoda, Insecta, Coleoptera, Chrysomelidae. The transcript has 6 exons.
GAACAUAGCUUUUUUGACAGUUCAAUACAACAGAUUAGAACCAAUGCAGUUUACUAAUAAUUUGUAUUAUAUUUUUAGUACCUAUUAGUAAUUAAAAUAAUGAUAGGAAAAUAUAGUGAUUAAGUAAACUUCAACGAUGACAUUUACUUAAAAUGAAUAGAAACAAAUUAAAUAUAGUUCGUAAUUAACAAUUUUUUUUAAAUGGUUUUCAUAUAAUUGUUAUACGGGAGAGAAAUCAAAAUGCCCUGUACUAAAUGUAGAUCUGAUUUUAAUCUACUUAAUUGGAAAAUAAAGUGUGGUGAAUGUGAAGAUAAAUAUUGUAACAAAUGUUUGAAAAGAAGAGAAGGGAUAUUAUACUGUGAAAAAUGUCUUAUCUUAUUAAAACGUCCUCCAGAGCGAUCUGAACUUAUGGAACUUAAAUCAAAAGAUUUACAAGAUUAUUUGAAUAAAAGAAAUAUAUCUACUUUUGGAUUAGUAGAAAAACAUGAAUUGGUGGAUAUAUUAUGCAAUAAACAGAUACCUGAAAAACCAAAGCGAGGUUUGGAGAAACUGACAGCGAAUUUUGCUGGAUCUCUUCCUAAUUUACGUCCAGUUAACGAUCUACUGGGUAAUUUAGAAUCGGUUUUAACAAAUGAUGGUUAUUCGAAUAGACCUUACCAAGAACAACCUCGAUCUACACAAAGAUCACCUCAAUCACCUACUAAUAUACCUCGAAACGUCGCCGGAGAUCAUACCCCAACUAACCCACAAUCACAACCAACUACCUCUACGACGUUUCGACACAGUACUGAUAAUUUGAAUGAUAUAGAGCGGAACGAAAGCCCACUGCCAAAUAGGUAUCCAAAAAUCGAGGAUUUCGGUAGCGCCGAAGAAUUACAAAAUUUAUCGUCAAAAGACUUGAAAAUAUUACUAACCUUGAACAGAGUUGAUUUUAAAGGAUGCGUGGAAAAAUCCGAACUUUUAGAAAGAGCCGAACGGCUUUGGGAAGACAGCAACGUACUGAAAAAAGAAAUUCCGGAAAAUUUACCGAUACAAGAAUUGUGUAAAUUAUGCAUGGACGCCCCGUUGGAUUGCGUUCUAUUGGAAUGCGGUCAUAUCGCCACUUGCACGGAUUGUGGUAAAAGAUUAGCCGAAUGCCCUAUUUGUCGACAAUAUGUAGUACGCGUCGUUAGAACUUUCAAAGCGUGAAAUUUCACCAAAAUAAAAUCGAGUACUUAACGAUUGAAUUGUUGGUUGAACCAUUCGAGUCGUGAUGGAAAACGAAUUAUUUUUCUCGGUGUACUUGAACGUUUUUGUCCGCCCUGUAAUAUACGAUCGAUUUUGAUAUUUAUAUUCGGCACUACGAUACAACUAUCACCGAGUUUCCGCCAUGUUUUUACGCAUGAAUCUAACAUCCGUUCUCUUUUGACCUGCGCACAAACAUUUUCAGACCCAAAAACCUCAAUAUUUGACCCAUCGCUACAUAAAACUCUCCCCCACUUGCGCCGACAAUAUAUAAACAUACCCUCGUAUAAAUAGUUUAGGUUGACCUUGUUUCGCCCUUCACUUGAUAAUAUGAAAAAAAAAUUCUUUCAAAUGUAUUAUUUUGAAAUUUAAUGAUUGGAUUUUGGGGUGGGCGAAAACAUUUGAGUGCUAGUGUAUAUUUUUCAAUAUUCCAGUUUAUUUCACCACUUUCACGCGUAAUUGAAAUUGAAAGAACUUCUCGAAACCAACAAAUUUUUCGUAUCGUUUCUAUUUUUUUAUAGUAAAAUCUUUGUUAUGUAAGAAAAAAUAUAAAAUGUGAUUAUACUUGUAAA